GUUGGCGGGUUAGUUAUUGUUUUGAUAAAUUGCAUUACUACAAGCGAAAUACAACAAACUAUCAAAAGCAAAAAAAAGAAUGCCAAUGUGUUUGCGUUCGGUGGCGAAAAAACGUUGAGGCUUAUCCGUUAUUUGCGUGAAACUUUGUUUGUUUGCUGGUUGGUUGGUUUUGGUGGUGUGCAGAGAAUUCCGAUAUCGUGAAUCAAACUUUGCAGCAGUUUUGCAAGGAUACCAGGCAGGGUCGGAUGUGUUGGAGCAUGUUUCGUACACUCUGAUUGGUGGAAUUUGGUUUUUCAGUGAAGUGUGAUGUGGAUAUUCAGUGGUGAAAAUGAACUGAUUUUAAUGCUGGAGCGCUGGUUUAGAUGCUUGGAGAGUUAUUUGACAAGUAGUGUUCAAACAUAAAUGUCAAACAUUCUACUAGAAUGCUCAAUUAUGUGUUCAAAAAAACGAUUAUCAAUACAAGAUAAGUAGUGAAAGUGUUUGUUACUAUAAGGAAAGUGUUCAAUAAACCUAAAACUAUGCCAAAGCAUCAUCACUCACCAGUGCACCAUCACCAUCAUCACCCCGAUCCGGCAUGCAGCGAUCAUCUGGCACACUCGAUCGAUUUGGCGACGACGCUACGCAGCGAACUGGCCGCAUCCACCUACAAGCGGGACCGGCUGAUGGCGGAACUUUCCGAGGCCAAAAGUUCGCUGUGUGCCAAGGAAAAUGAGUGCGAAGCGUUGCGUGCGCAAAGCGCUCGCCAAACUUCCCUCAUCGGUUCACUGCAGCAACGGUUGGCGGCGGCCGAGUCACGGGAGAAAUCACUUCAUUCCCGGACCGAAAGUGUCGUUGGUACUCUGACGCGGGAUAAAAAGCACCUGGAAGACAAGAUUAAGGAGCUGUGUGUGAAAAGCCGACGGUUGGAGUGUGAUUUGACCAAGGAGGAAGGCCAUCGCGAUCAGGCUCGGACCAAUCUACAGGAUUUGAUCCGAAGGUUGUGUCUCUGUCUGGGAAUUGAUGUCUGUGAAGGGGCUCACCUGACGGCGGAAUGUGUUCUCAAUAAGGCCGCCGAAACUGUGGCGGAACUGCAACGGUUGAGAUCUAAAUUGGCCGGAACUUGCGAACAUUUAACUUCGACCGAAGCGGAACUGAUCACCGCCAAAACUACUGCUUCUACCGAGAAAACUCGUCUGCAGACACAAAUCGAAGGAUUGCAGUCGCUUUCCCAGGGUUUGGAAUCGAGAUGUCGCCAGGCAGAACGGGAUCUUCAGGUGACCCGUGAUCGGCUAGCGGAAAGUGAGCUGAACGGAGAUAAGCUGAGAGAGGAGCUCAGAGGUUUCGAGUCUCGCAGCUGUCGAUUACAAAACAAUACCGAUCGGAUGCAAACUGAACGUUUGCAAUUCCUACGUACCUUGGCCAGCAUUGUGGGUGUGAAUGAGCCUUGCGAAAACAAUAUUCGGGAUAAAGUGCGGGAAAUUACGAACCACAACCAGACUUUGCAUGACCAAAUAACACACCUCAAGGAACAACUUCAUCAGGAUGCUGCACGGCACAGCGAACACUUGGAAGGGACCAACUGUCGAUUGAAAUCUGAGGAACAGCACCGUGUCAGUGCCGAGCAGCGUUUGGAGAAGGCUUGUCACGAGCUGCAGCAUCUUAGAGCGGAACACACCACCUUAAGUGAAUACCUGGUCCGACUGGCCCGAGCAUUGAACUGGAGCGAAUGUACGGAACCUCCGGCACCCGGAAGCGACACCACCAUCCUGGGCGAAACUUUGCUAGAGCGAGCGAGUCGUUUGUCGACUCAUCACGAUCACCACAUCCACGGAAUCUGUGAUAAGAAUUGCUGGGAACUAGCGAACCAUCACACGCACUCCCAUUCUCAUCAUCACCAUCAUCAAAGCCAUUUGCCAAAGCUGAGACGCGAACGUUCCUGCACCGAUCUGCCAAUGAAAGAAAGUUCCGCACUGUACAAUUUGCAACGACGGGUUCGUGUCCUCCGGGAACAAGUGCAACGAAGAGACUUGCACCUGGAGCUACUUCGGCGAAAAAUAGCACUGCUAGAGGACAAUGCCAGGGGGAAAGUGAUACUUCAAACCGAACGGGACGAAGCGGUUCACAGAGCACGCAAGAACUCGAAGAAUGCCGAACGAACCGCCGAACAGCUUGCCGAAGUGAAAGCUCAACUGGUGGAGGUGAAAUCACAACUCAACGAAGCAUCCGACUACAAGCUAACGGCCCUGGAACGAUCCCGGAAGUGUGACGAACUGCAGGCACGAUUGUGUCAGCUCGAGGGUGAACGGGAACGGCUGGUGAAUCAACUGGCGGCGUACAAAUCGAAGGCACGUUCGGCCGUCGAAAGUUCUCACGAUCGAAGAGUUCGCGAUGAACAUGCCAUUUCGCAUCUUCGCGACGAACUGUCCCGAGUGAAAUCCCAACUGGCGGACACCGGUCACCGUCUGUCGCAGCUGCAAGCCUUCCGCAUAUCGGUGGCAAAACUGUUGCACAUGCACGAAAGUCCCGAAUCGGAGCUACUCCACAAACUCCAGUCGAUCUGUACCUCGCAGCAUCACUGUACCUGUUUGGGCCAUCGGUACGGGUCGGCAUCACCGCUGGGAACAACGGCCGGAAGUGACCAUCACUGUUCCCGAUAUGACGAUGGACCGGCGACGACGUCCUCCGGUUGUCGGCCGUUAAGUUCCAGUCCGGUUCAUACCAGGCGGUACAUCGAUUCGGGUUUCAACGAUCACGAUAAUCAUUUUGACGAUGAUUUUGAUUUCGGUAAAAAAUACUGAGUCAAACAUUGAACGGAACCGAAGCACGUGGCAUGAGAAAAUAAAAUACAUCAUUUCAGUUAACCAUAAUUUAAGCGAGGCCCCUUCUAAUGUACACUGCUGACAUCUAGACGAGAAUAGGUAAAGCCAACCGGUUGUAGCUAUAAAAUGUUGUAUGGAAUAAAUGUUUAGUAAAAAUUA
Malaya genurostris is the source of this 2957-nucleotide messenger RNA. RefSeq names its product coiled-coil domain-containing protein 170. The transcript is spliced from 10 exons. The record is from RefSeq and is a predicted model, not a curated record. Lineage: Eukaryota; Metazoa; Arthropoda; Insecta; Diptera; Culicidae. Bases 519 to 2777 code for a protein of 752 amino acids.